UGGAGUAUCGUUUUCGUAAAAAUAACUUGUCCAGAUCUACUCGACACAUAGCGUGCGUGCCAGUGCAUCCCAGUUACUACUAGCAACCACUGUCAAUUAUCUAACCAACGGUUACCCACCAGUAACUCGAAUGAAAUACAGCAGUCGAUCAAAUCGGCAAAUAAUUCAAAUCCAAUUCCGCACAUUCCUUGUGCAUCGUAAAUUUAAAAUUAGAGGAUAAUUUUAUUGGUUUUAUUUUAAUUUUUUUGGUUGUGAUACACUUAAAUAACUAACUCCAUUCCACAACGAUGAUUAAAUUUACGGCAGAUAAAAGUAGAUUACUCUGCCUCACGUUGAUUCUGCUGAUCCACAAUCCUGUUCUUGGAGCGCUUAAUGAUUCCAACGUUGUAUCAACUGAAGAUUCAAUUGAUCAAUGCGUCGAUGGACAUUCGGUCAUUAAGAACUCGUUCUCAUGGGCCGACUAUGUGGUCCUUGCCGGAAUGCUGGUAAUAUCCUGUGGCAUCGGCGUCUUCUAUGGAUUCUUUGGGGAUAAGCAAACCACGAGCAGCGAUUUCCUUCUUGGAGGAAGUUCGAUGGGCACAUUCCCGAUGGCGAUGUCGUUGGCUGCCAGCUUCAUUACGGCCAUCGAACUUCUCGGGAAUCCGGCGGAAAUGUACUUUCAUGGAAGUCAGUACUGGAUGAUAUGCCUGGCUUUCAUCUUGGUAGUUCCGUUGACAUCGAAAUUCUAUCUUCCUGUUUACAUGAAGCUCCGUUUGACCAGCACCUUCGAAUACCUGCAGCUCAGGUUUAGCCCGAAUACUCGUUACUUGGCCAGUGGCCUCUACAUCUUGCAGAUGGUUCUUUACACGAGCGUCGCUGUUUAUGCCCCGGCCCUAGCUUUAAGUCGCGUUACCGGAUUGAACGUAUAUUUGGCCGUAUCUGUGGUAUACGUAGUCUGCAUAUUUUACGCGUCGCAAGGCGGAAUGAAGGCUGUAAUUAUGACGGACACUUUCCAAGCAGGAGUGUUACUCGGUUCGAUUCUGCUCAUCGUUUAUUUUGGGGAAAAAUUUGUCGGAGGCGCCGGUGUCAUCUGGUCUCAGAACUACAACACCGAACGUUUGGAACUUUUCGACAUGAACCCCAACCCAACAAUUCGCCACAGCUUUUGGUCCGUCGUCUUAGGAGGUACUUUCUAUUGGAUGACAAUGUUCUGUUCGAAUCAAGCGUCAAUUCAAAAAUAUAUGUCUGUUGAACGCAUUUCUCAAGUUAGAAAGGCUCUGUGGUUUUCGUGCUUUGGAUUAAUUUUAAUUUACACCAUCAAUUUUUAUACGGGUAUGAUCAUGGUGGCGCAUUACCGCAAUUGCGAUCCUCUUCUAGCUGGAGAUAUCGAAGCCUCCGAUCAGAUCUUACCGCUCUACGUGAUUUCCGAAAUGGGUCAUCUCAAAGGAAUGACCGGUUUCUUUGUUGCUGGAAUUUUUGCCGCUAGCUUGGGUACGGUAGCCUCGGCUUUGAAUAGUUUAGCCGCGGUGACCUGUCAGGAUUUCGUUACCGGAGCUUUCGGUAUAAACAUGCCGGAUUCCAAAGGAGCUUUAUGGGCCAAAUGGAUUUCCAUUGGAUACGGAGCAUUAAGUUUUGCUUUGGUGUUCGUAGUUGAACAACUUGGUAGCGUUAUGCAAGUCGCUAUUAGUUUUAAUGGAAUGGUCGGAGGAGUCACCUUAGGCUUAUUCUCUUUAGGCAUGUUCUUCCCUUGGGCUAAUUCAAAAGGAGCGAUAGUUGGAUCUAUUGUAUCGAUGGCAUUAAUAGUAUGGAUGGGAUUAGGACAACAAAUCGCGAUAGCCAGUGGAAACCUUUCUGAAGAUUCAAAACCCAGCAGCACUGAACAAUGCCCAUGUCUGAAUGCCACCAUUAUUCCAGAAGCUUUAGUUCAAAGUCACGAAUCUGAAGUUUUCUUCUUAUACCGAAUUUCCUUCUUAUGGUAUUCCGCAAUCGGAUUCAUGGUAACUCUAAUUGUUGGAGUCAUUACAUCUGUCCUGACUGGAUGUACGGAUCCGCAGGAAGUUGACGCAGAUUUAAUUUCCCCGCCAAUUCAGGACUUCUUGGCCUCCCUACCGAAGUGCAUUAGGAACAAAUUGAAUCUACCACCAAAGCAAAGCAAACAAAGCAAGGACAUAGGACUUAAAGGGGUUUUGAAUGCAUCACUAGAUAUAAGCGACGAAGCUGAGAAGCCAAACGGCGUUAUACCAGUGUGAUUAUUUAUUAUUUAUACAUAUAUAUAUUUUAGUUAUU
Molecule: messenger RNA, 2265 nt
Organism: Nicrophorus vespilloides
Lineage: Eukaryota; Metazoa; Arthropoda; Insecta; Coleoptera; Silphidae
Product: sodium-coupled monocarboxylate transporter 2-like
Exons: 11
Coding region: 288-2228 (646 amino acids)
Biological process (GO): sodium ion transport; transmembrane transport
Cellular component (GO): membrane
Molecular function (GO): symporter activity
Source: RefSeq, a predicted model, not a curated record